This is a messenger RNA of Phragmites australis (common reed), 1493 nucleotides long. Its product is annotated as glucan endo-1,3-beta-glucosidase-like. The transcript has 4 exons. Lineage: Eukaryota; Viridiplantae; Streptophyta; Magnoliopsida; Poales; Poaceae. Gene Ontology annotation, molecular function: hydrolase activity, hydrolyzing O-glycosyl compounds. Gene Ontology annotation, biological process: carbohydrate metabolic process. The record is from RefSeq and is a predicted model, not a curated record. Gene Ontology annotation, cellular component: plasma membrane. The coding region runs from base 1 to 1470 and encodes 489 amino acids.
AUGGCGCCGCCCUCGUGGCACGGCCAAGCCGUCCUCCUCCUCUUGUUAGUGCCGUUUGCCACCGCGAUCGGCGUCAACUACGGCACCAAGGGCGACAACCUCCCGUCGCCGGCCACGGUCGCGUCGUUCCUGGCCAACCGCACCCGCGUCGACCGCGUGAAGCUGUUCGACACCAACCCGGACAUGGUCCGCGCCUUCGCCGGCACGGGCAUCGCGCUCAUGGUCACCGCGGGCAACGGCGACAUCCCCAAGCUCGCCACCAAGGACGGGGCCGCCGCGUGGGUGGCCGCGAACGUUGCGCCGUACUACCCCGCCACGGAAAUCUCACUCGUGGCCGUCGGGAACGAGAUCAUGGCCACGGCCGACAAGGGCCUCAUCACCAACCUGGUCCCGGCCAUGCGCACGCUCAAGGCCGCGCUCACCGCGGCGGGGUACCCCAAGAUCCGCGUCUCCACGCCCCACUCCCUCGGCAUCCUGUCCGUCUCCGAGCCGCCGUCGGCGAGCCGGUUCCGUGACGGCUACGAUCGCCUCGUGUUCGCGCCCAUGCUCGAGUUCCACCGGCAGACGAAGUCGCCGUUCAUCGUGAACCCGUACCCGUACUUCGGGUACAACGGCGCGACGCUUCCCUACGCGCUGGCUCGGCCCAACCCCGGCGUGCCGGACCCCGGCACGGGCAUCACGUACACGAGCAUGUUCGAGGCGCAGCUCGACUCGGUGUACUCGGCGAUGAAGAAGCUCGAGUUCGAGGACGUGGAGAUCGCGGUGGGGGAGACCGGGUGGCCGUCCAAGGCAGAGGACGGGCAGAUCGGUGUGAGCCCCGCCGAGGCCGCGGAGUACAACCGGUACCUCAUCGGCGAGGCCAGCGCCGGGUCGGGCACGCCGCUCAUGCCGAAGCGCACGUUCGAGACGUACAUCUUCUCGCUGUUCAACGAGAACCUCAAGCCUGGCCCCGUCGCCGAGCGCAACUUCGGGCUGUUCCAGGCGGACCUCACGCCGGUGUACGACGUCGGCCUCAUGAAAGGCGCGGUACGCACGUUUGCAGAAUCGCCUGAGCGCGCACCAUCGAAGGCUGGCAAUGCGGGCAAGGCCGCGAAGAAACAUGACACGGAGGUGGCCGCACCGCCUAUAGGGACUAAAGCGGCGAACGGCUCGAGCAAGGCAUCCGCGUCCGCGCCUGCACCGUCGUCGGGGGACGACGCUCCACUGAAGGCCACCGGGCCAGCACCGUCAGGGGCGCCGUCAGAGGGUGACUCGACCGAUGACAAGACGCCGGUGGAAGAAGGAGGGGAUGCUCCGGCGGUGGCCAGCGGACCGGCCGGUGAAUCGUCGAAGACAGCAGCCAAGAAGACCGGCUCCGGCGAAGCAGGUACGUCGCCGGCGCAGGCGGGAGCUGCUUCAGAAGCCACCAACCUUCUCAUCCCCAUCUCUUCCGUGCUUACAGUUGCUCUGUCUCUAGCUCUUCAUAUCUAACUUCUCUUUCUUUCUUCAGCCUU